Messenger RNA from Cyanistes caeruleus (blue tit), 1085 nucleotides. The record is from RefSeq and is a predicted model, not a curated record. Lineage: Eukaryota; Metazoa; Chordata; Aves; Passeriformes; Paridae.
UGCAUCCAUUAUUAACUGCAGAACGGCAGUGGCUUCUUGGGAGCCCUCUUUAGUUUAAUAUGAGAACCCCUGUCAACAGAAAACAGCGCUGAUAUUGUUGUUAAGUGUGACCAACUGGCAAAUGCAAUGGGCACCACGCUGGAACAAUGCAAACUGCUCAUAUCAAUGGAAGAGGCAAUGUUUAAAAGCGAGGUGAAGGCGGACAGCGAGAGGCUGCUGAGGAAGGUUCGGUUCCGCGUGGCGUCCUCGCACAGCGGGCGGGUGCUGAAGGAGGUGUACGCCGACGGGGAGGCUGCCGACUCGCUGGACUCCGAGUAUGCCAGCAGCUCAGAGACUGACCAAACCAGCCGGCUGAGCGAGGUGGACGGGCAGCAGAACGGACACGUAGGGUCGGAGUGUGAUGAAAACGACAAUGAGCAGGAUGACUUGCUCAUCUUAGUCAGAGCCACUAAAGAGAAGGGGUUUGGUACAAAGCGAGUCAACAUCCUCAGCAAAAAUGGCACAGUCAGGGGAGUCAAGCAUAAAGUCAGUGCUGGUCAAGCCCUUUUUGACAAUUUGGCAAAAGUAUUUCAGGUAGGUGAUGCAGAUAUUGAGUUUGGCCGCAUAGUAAUUUAUACCACCAGUCUUCGUGUGGUGAGAACCACUUUUGAAAGAUGCGAACUGGUUAGAAAGAUAUUUCAAAAUCACAGAGUUAAGUUUGAAGAAAAAAACAUUGCUCUGAACAGUGAUUAUGGAAAAGAGCUAGAUGAAAGAUGCAGAAGUGUCUGUGAAGUUCCCUCACUCCCUGUUGUGUUUAUUGAUGGCCAUUAUCUCGGGGGUGCUGAGAAAAUUUUACUAAUGAAUGAAUCUGGGGAACUGCAGGAUCUCUUAACCAAAAUUGAGAGAGUCCAGCUUCCUCAAGAGUGCCUCUCUUGUGGAGGCUUUGGUUUCCUGCCGUGCUCAGCGUGCCAUGGGAGCAAGAUGUCCGUGUUCCGGAACUGCUUUACGGACUCGUUCAAAGCCCUCAAGUGUACUGCUUGCAAUGAGAAUGGGCUCCAGCGCUGCAGGAGCUGUGCAGGCUAAAAAUGGCAUCUCCAUGUGUUCAA